Messenger RNA from Owenia fusiformis, 3369 nucleotides. The record is from the annotation of a GenBank genome assembly. NCBI's taxonomy places the organism in Eukaryota, Metazoa, Annelida, Polychaeta, Sabellida, Oweniidae.
AUGUUUACAGAUGCAAGAGCAGACUAUGAGCUGUAUGACAACGUGCCUUGUGCUGACACAGGAGAGGUUCUCUAUAGAGUGGCCCAUAUAUUCUGUCAGUUAUUAGCCAAGGAGGAGGGUGAAGAUAAUCUUACAACCAAAGAUCUUGAGAUGCUCCCUAGCCAUAUCAAGCUCCUAGCAAGCCAAGCAGUGACUGUAUGUAAACCAGAACUAAUCUGUGAUUGCUUGGAAUUAAGUAAAUGUGCAUCACUUGCUGAUUCUCUGUCCAAACAGAGUGAGAUUGGGGAUUAUGGCAUCUCUGUCCAGAGAGUCUCUGAGGACUUACAUGAUGCAUCCAACCUUGACCCCUACACAACCUGGACAUUCGACAAACACUUCAAAGAAGAUGGACUCGUGCUUGAUUCCUCUCUAAUUCUCCCCUUAGCAUACCAGUACACAAUUGCCAGUCUUCCUAGCUCAGAAAAAUUGCCACAUCCUUACCAACAAAACAGGAUCCAGGGUGUUUCCAGGCAACAACAGAUCAAGAAAUCUCAACAGGCCAAUCAAAAGACCCCUGAGGCUGCUCCUUUCACUUUGAGUACAGUCGGGGUUAAAAUUGUUGAUCACUUACGCGAGAAUAGUCUGUUGGAGCUCUGUGCACAUUACAGUAUUGAUGCUGUGUCUUCCAUACUUCAGCAUAUUGCGACUCAGAGCAUGGGCUUUCCUAUUAGUGAUCAGGAUAUGUUAGGUGUGAUAGAGAAGGAGAAGGAUCUUGGUAUGCAGGCACUACUCAGGAGUCAGGGGAUCAUACAGGACAUCACUGUGGCGCUGAUAUCAAAGAUGGUCAGUCACAGAGUAGUGGACCAUAACUUAGUGCUAGGCAAUCUCUAUACUCUAUCAGCUAAAGGAGCGUUGAACACUCUAAGGUCACACUCCACUAAACCUGGGAACAGCUAUAAGAGGAUAAUGUAUUUGUCCAGGAUUGGAAUAGAUCUUUCGGUACUUCUAAAAGAUGAGAAAGCGCUGAAAACUUGUAAAGCACUGCAAGUAAAUGCAACUUGGGGGCAUAGGCUAUCAACAUUAGGGAUCCAAUUUAAAGAGGUAUUCAAUGGGCCUUCAGAACACAAAGAGAAGAUACUGCCAUCUAUUGUUCAACAUGCUGAAGGAAGCAUAUCACUAGUAACAGAAUAUUGCAGAGAUUUCAACCUAGACCCUAACAAAGCACUUUGUUUGUUUUUGGACAAUUUAUUACAUCAUCCAACAGGGGACACUUACAGCCACAAACAGAUGCUUGACAAAGUUGAGAUAGUGAUCAAAGAAAUAAGUGAUAAAGAAGACCUACUUCUUCGCCUAAAGGAUAUAUACAUGAAGAUAGAUGCUUAUAACUAUGAAUCUCUGGGAUUUGUUUUGGAACAAAUUAAUAAAUUAUCAACCAGCGCUGAUAUACAAAAGAGCUUGAAACUUUUAGAAUAUCUAAAUGACUAUGUGCGACAAGCUCCACCUUCUGAAUAUGAGAAAUCAUUUCAACCAAUCAGUGAGGAUGAUGUCCUUAUGUACGGCAAUAACAACCUCCCUCCCCAGGCAGAGACUCGACUCCCAUUUCAUCUAUUUAUGAAGGCCCCUUGGAAGAUUAUCACUCCUGAACUGAAUGCUGGAACUGUUGAUGCCUUUGUUUCCAUAGCAACUCUGCUUCAACUGCAGCUUGACACAGUAUACAUCACUACAAUUCAAAAUACAAUAGACUCUCAUAUCACAUCAGUCAAACAGCAGGACAACUCAGGCAGUGCAGUUAUAGAGAAGGCCAACUGUAAUUGGAAUGUGAAAAAUGAUAUCAAUGUUAAAAUGUUCGCAACUUUGAAGAGACUGAUUCUUUGUAUUGAUAGCUGUGUUAAUGCCCUCGGUGUGGCACAAUAUGUUGUUAAAGCCCUCCCUAUGGGGCCUGAAAAGGUGUGGGCUUUAUAUCUGGCAGCCCACCUAGCUGAGAAAUGGCUACAGUCAGAGAAACCAGGGACACCACAAUAUGAACAAGCCAAGAUUUCAACAAAGAAAUUCACAGAUUUGCAUCGGAGAAUGGCCACUGAAGAAAUCCUUUACAAGAAUUCACUUGGAGAGAAAGAGUUCCUAGCUCUCACUGGAUCUCCCGCCAAGUUAAUCUUCCAGCUUUACAGUCAUGACAGCAUUCUUAGAAGAUCAAAUGCAGGAAAUCUGGACAAGUUUCCAGAUAUCCACAAAGUGGCUGAAGAUAUCAGUGUGCUCCACAAGGUCAACUUACAAAAGGUUCACCUAAACCUACUUGAGAAAUGGCUGCAUGCUUCCAAAGACUUGAAACAACAGGAGGAUGCUGAUGCUACAAUGACAUUCAAUGUGAAUUUUGAUGUAGAAGAGGCUGUUGCUGAAAAUACUGGGGAAAUGUCUGAAGAUGAAAAGAAUUUACGAAGGGUUACCUAUGUCCUAAAGUAUGGUAAAGUGCAGGAUAAUGUCCUUUUUCUACUCAACUUUACCUUUAAAGAAAAUAGCAGUAGGACCACAAACAUGUGUCGAGUGAGAGCUUUACGCUGUUUGUUUAACAUUGCUGACCUUGAGACUAUAGAGCAGAUAUAUAAAAACCCAAUUGACAAAAUCAAGAAUGAAAUGAAAUGUCUGUUAUACCUUGUGGAGCUUGAGAAAUUACGCCUGAACCACACGAAAGCAUCAUUUGCCAAAUGCAACAAGGAGGGACUUGUUAGAGGAAUCUGGAGGAACCAUAGCCAUGAGAGAAGUGCUGUCAGACUGGUGUCAGAUCUGUGCUUAGACUACAAAAUAUAUGAUGUUCAUUUGUGGAAUGGAGUUCUUCAACAGCUAUUGGCCUUCAACAUGAUGCAGUACUUAGAGCAUGUAUUGGUUUGCCUGUCUGGUAUACCAGAGUUGUGGCAGGUGCCCUGUAUAGAGAAGAUGUGGAAGACUGUUCUCUUACAGCACUCUGAACCCACUGCCCUUCUACAGAGGUGUCCUCUCCUGUUAGAUAUGCCCCUGGAUCAGAUACUGGACAAACAUUGACUUUAAAUUGAACACACAGAUAUUUUAAAUCAACAUUAUGGUCAGGUUUAAAUUGUAUGGAGAUGCAAGGCCUUAUUGUUCAUUUUAUUCUUAACAAGAAAGACUUGGUUGCCUGGCUAAUGGGUGAUACACAGAUGAGGCAAUAUGCAGAACAACUACUGAACAGCCACAUACUGUACAGUAUGCUGAAUCUGGAUUAUUUGAAUAUGGAAUGAUAGCAUAAUGCUUAUAUACUGUAGGGACAGUUACGUAAAUGUAUGUACUGCUAAUAGUGAUACCCUUGCAAAAUGUAUCCAAAGCAAUAAAUCAUAUAUUUUAUCAAUAUUACAUUUAUUUUUCAUGAUUAAUAUUUCA